This is a messenger RNA of Diospyros lotus (date-plum), 1814 nucleotides long. Its product is annotated as putative pentatricopeptide repeat-containing protein At1g26500. Lineage: Eukaryota; Viridiplantae; Streptophyta; Magnoliopsida; Ericales; Ebenaceae. Gene Ontology annotation, molecular function: protein binding. The transcript has a single exon. The record is from RefSeq and is a predicted model, not a curated record. The coding region runs from base 52 to 1551 and encodes 499 amino acids.
UUCCAAACAGAGUGUAAACCUGUUCGACGGGAAAAUGGAAUUACCUUGGAAAUGAACAUUCCAGCAUUCGCUAGACCUCUUAGAACAAACCUGCUUCCUCACCUCCGUCACGGUCGCCGAACGUUGGCCACCGGAGAGCCAAACCAGCCAGAAGAUCAGCUCCUCCGAGUCUGCACCGUCCUCUACCAGCAGCAAAGCUCGCCCGACCCCAAACUCCACUCCCACCUCCUCAACCGCUGCCGCUUCCACCUCACCCACGACUUCUUCCUCCGAGUCUGCAGCUCAUUCCCCUAUUCAUGGAGACCCGUCUACAGAUUCUUCCUCUUCACCCAAACCCACCACCCGGACUUCACCCACACCUCCCUCACCUACAACAAAAUGCUCGACGUGAUCGGAAAAUCCAGAAACAUCGAUCUUUUCUGGGAUGUUCUUCAGGAUAUGGGUCGUCGGCGGGUCGUGACCCAGAAGACGUUUUCCAUUGGGUUGAAGACCUUGGCGUCGGCCCGGGAACUGAAGAAAUGCGUCGAGUUUUUCCAUGUGAUGAAUGGCUACGGUUGGUGUUAUAGUUUGGAGACUUUGAAUAAGGUGGUGGAGAGUUUGUGCAAGGCCAAGCUUGUUUCCGAGGCUAAUCACGUUGUUACCAAGUUGAGGGAUUGGAUUAAGCCAAAUGGGGUGACUUAUAAGUAUCUGAUUUCUGGUUUAUGUGAUGUGGGUGAUUUGAUUGAGGCUUCUAAGGUCUGGAACUUGAUGGUCGAUGAAGGGUUCCAGCCGGACGUCGAUGCUGUCGAGAAAAUGAUGGAGACCCUUUUCAAGACUAACCGGUUCGACGAAGCGAUGAAGCUCUUCGAGAUGAUUAGAACGAAGAGGGUUGAUGAUCUGGGUGUUUCAACGUACCGGCUCGUGAUUAAUUGGAUGUGUAAAGGAGGCAAGCUUGGGCAUGCUCACCAGGUGUUCGAGGAAAUGCGUGAGAGGAGAAUUCAAGCCGAUAAUUUGACAAUGGGUUCGCUAAUUUAUGGGCUUUUGACGAAAUAUAGAACUAAAGAAGCUUAUAGGAUCAUGGAAGGCAUUGAGAAGCCGGAUAUAAGCGUGUAUCAUGGAAUGAUCAAGGGGCUCUUGAGGCUGAGAAGGGCAAGUGAAGCAACGCAAGUGUUCAGAGAGAUGAUAAGGGUAGGGUGCGAGCCUAUAAUGCAUACAUAUAUCAUGCUAUUGCAAGGGCAUCUGGGGAGGAGAGGGAGGAAGGGAUCGGACCCGCUGGUGAAUUUCGACACCAUUUUUGUGGGCGGUUUGGUGAAGGCCGGGAAAUCCUUGGAGGCAACAAAGUAUGUGGAAAGGGUGAUGAACCGAGGGCUCGAGGUGCCUAGGUUCGAUUACAACAAGUUUUUGCAUUAUUACUCGAACGAGGAAGGUGUGGUUAUGUUUGAGGUGAUGGCAAAGAAAUUGAGAGAGGUUGGGUUGUUCGAUCUGGCUGAUAUAUUUGCAAGAUAUGGGGAGAAAAUGGCGACUCGAGACAGGAGGAGGAAUAGACCAGCGCAAGAGCUUCCAAGUACCUAGUUUGUGAAGAGAGAGAUAUCUACUGUGUUUCAUUUGGAUGUCUAUGCUUGUAGUGGGGCGAAAGGAGACAGCUGUGCACCAACUUGUACAUCCAAUCUGCACUAUGCCUACAAGUUUAUGCUUCAAAACCGCACCUGGUAACAUAAAAGUCUAGAUUCAAGUGUGGAAAGGCUUUUGGUAUAGACUUUAUUUCUGAUAUUUGCAGGUGGAAUGAUGUUUUGAUAUUUUUACCUUCCGUCAUGUAUAUGUGAAAAUUUCAAUUA